Messenger RNA from Ceratotherium simum simum (southern white rhinoceros), 2352 nucleotides. The record is from RefSeq and is a predicted model, not a curated record. Lineage: Eukaryota; Metazoa; Chordata; Mammalia; Perissodactyla; Rhinocerotidae.
GCCCGCCCCCCGGGAAUGAAUGGAUGGGCGGCCUCGGCGCCCGCCCGAGCGCGGGGAGGACCGACCCGGCGGGGACCUACUGGGGGCAGGACCCGGGGAGCAAGAUGGCCACGGUCAUCCCUGGUCCCCUGAGCCUAGGCGAGGACUUCUACCGCGAGGCCAUCGAGCACUGCCGCAGCUACAACGCGCGCCUGUGCGCCGAGCGCAGCCUGCGCCUGCCCUUCCUCGACUCGCAGACCGGCGUGGCCCAGAACAACUGCUACAUCUGGAUGGAGAAGACCCACCGCGGGCCGGGUUUGGCCCCGGGACAGAUCUAUACGUACCCCGCCCGCUGCUGGAGGAAGAAACGGAGACUCAACAUUCUGGAGGACCCCAGACUCCGGCCCUGCGAGUACAAGAUUGACUGUGAGGCGCCCCUGAAGAAGGAGGGUGGCCUCCCAGAAGGGCCGGUGCUUGAGGCUCUGCUGUGUGCUGAGACGGGGGAGAAGAAGAUUGAGCUGAAGGAAGAGGAGACCAUUAUGGACUGCCAGAAACAGCAGCUGCUGGAGUUUCCGCACGAUCUUGAGGUAGAAGACUUGGAGGAUGACAUUCCCAGGAGGAAGAACCGGGCCAAAGGAAAGGCGUAUGGCAUCGGGGGUCUCCGGAAACGCCACGACACCGCUUCCCUGGAGGACCGAGACAAGCCGUAUGUCUGUGAUAUCUGUGGGAAACGGUAUAAGAACCGGCCGGGGCUCAGCUACCACUACACCCACACCCACCUGGCGGAGGAGGAGGGGGAGGAGAACGCCGAACGCCACGCCCUGCCCUUCCACCGGAAAAACAACCAUAAACAGUUUUACAAAGAAUUGGCCUGGGUCCCUGAGGCACACAGGAAACACACAGCCAAGAAGGCGCCCGACGGCACUGUCAUCCCCAACGGCUACUGUGACUUCUGCCUGGGUGGCUCCAAGAAGACGGGGUGUCCCGAGGACCUCAUCUCCUGUGCUGAUUGUGGGCGAUCAGGACACCCCUCGUGUUUACAGUUCACGGUGAACAUGACGGCGGCCGUGCGGACCUACCGCUGGCAGUGCAUCGAGUGCAAGUCAUGCAGCCUGUGUGGCACCUCGGAGAACGACGGUGCCAGCUGGGCGGGUCUCACCCCCCAGGACCAGCUGCUGUUCUGUGACGACUGCGAUCGGGGUUACCACAUGUACUGCCUGAGUCCCCCCAUGGCGGAGCCCCCGGAAGGGAGUUGGAGUUGUCACCUCUGUCUUCGGCACCUGAAAGAAAAGGCUUCUGCCUACAUCACCCUCACCUAGGCCUGGCUCCGGCUCACCUGGACCUCUGGGGUGGGGCACGCCUACCCGCCUCUUGGAGCUCCUCGGCUCUCUCCUCGUCCUUAAUGCCCCACAGCAGGAGGGGGACCGGGGCCUGAGAGGGGGCUGGGCCCCCCUUCCAACGUGCAAGUGGAAUGUUUGCCCUGUGGGUUGGUGGGCCUGGCAGGGCCCCUCUCCCCUCCUCCCUCCUUCCCCAUCCCUUGGCAAAUGGGCACCAGGGGCUUCUGCUCCCCUCAAAGCCAUACCCCGCCUCUGGGCGGGCACGAGGGGUAGUGGAUGCCAGCUGGGGACACGGACACAGCCUUUUUCUAAAGAAAAACUCAAAAAGUUAAAAAAAAAAAAGAAAUUAAUAUAUACAAAGAGUCCUAUAAGGCCUGGCUGGGUGGAAGGGGCACCGCUGAGCGCGUCCACUGGGCACCAGUCUAUGCCAGCGUCCCCCCCCCCUGCCCCGGUUUCUGGAGUUGCAGCUGCCCCACCUCCCCCCAAGGUGGCACCAUGCCCCCCUGUGCCCAGGGCAGGUGGGUGUGGUGUCCACCCCUCACCCCCUCUUGGUGCCCGCCGUGGAUACUGCAUGAAGUGAACCAUGGUUCUGAACUCCGUCCCUGUCCCUCCGAGCGCCCCGCCCUGCCUGCUGGCCGUGGCCAUGGCAGGGUGGUGGGCGGCUCGGGGGUGGGGCACGGCGGGCCCCUGCCCAGCGCCUGCUGGAAUGAGAAGCACAGACUCUGCAAUGGACUCCGUUUUCCCUGCUUCCCUGCCCCAAGUCCCCACCGGCCAGGCCGGGCUGCCCCCUGCCACCCUCGCUGGCCAUUUUCGGGGUCGCGAGGGGGCGUGGUUGUUUCUUGUGGUUGUGUGUGUUUGUUGUUCGGUUUUAAAAAAAAGGGAAAUUGAGACUGCAGGUGGGGGAGGUGGUGGGUUGGGGGGUUCUCCCCCAAUCCAGGCGUGCCCUCCCUUGUAAAUGAGUCUCCUUUAUUGCCUGCCUCUGCUGUGAAUUAACUUGUUCUGUGUAUUAAACUGGGCCUGACCCCUCUGCCCACAA